Emericellopsis atlantica is the source of this 729-nucleotide messenger RNA. Its product is annotated as uracil phosphoribosyltransferase-domain-containing protein. Bases 1 to 729 code for a protein of 242 amino acids. The record is from RefSeq and is a predicted model, not a curated record. The transcript is spliced from 2 exons. NCBI's taxonomy places the organism in Eukaryota, Fungi, Ascomycota, Sordariomycetes, Hypocreales, Bionectriaceae.
AUGGCUCCAGGCAACGCGCCAACACAAACUGUCGGACCGGGCUUCAAGUCGCAAGCUGAGAAGCCACAGGCCACUGUCUCGGUUCAGGUCCCUUUUGACAAUGUCCGCAUCCUCCCCCAGUCGCCGCAGCUCAUUGCCCUGCUGUCCAUGAUCCGUUCCAAGGACACUGAAAGGGCAGACUUUAUAUUCUACUCUAACCGCAUCAUUCGGCUCCUGGUUGAAGAGGGCUUGAACCAUCUUCCUGUGAUGGAACAUACUGUCACUACACCAAUCGGCUCGACAUACAAUGGCCUCAUGUUCCAAGGCAAGAUUUGCGGCGUCAGCAUCAUGCGGGCUGGAGAGGCCAUGGAGCAGGGCCUCCGCGACUGCUGUCGAUCUGUGCGGAUAGGCAAGAUCCUGAUCCAGCGGGAUGAGGAGACGGCCCAGCCCAAGUUGUUCUAUGACAAACUUCCCGAGGACAUUGCUGAGCGAUGGGUCCUGCUGCUAGACCCCAUGUUCGCCACUGGCGGUUCCGCGAUCAUGGCCGUAGAGGUACUCAAGUCUAGAGGCGUCCCGGAGGACCACAUUCUGUUCCUCAAUCUGAUCGCCAGCCCGGAGGGCGUCAAGAACUUCGCGACCAAGUUCCCCAAGUUGAAGGUCGUCACAGCCUUCAUUGACGAAGGGUUGGAUGACAAGAAUUACAUCGUACCAGGGCUCGGCGAUUUCGGCGAUAGAUUCUAUACCAUAUGA